GUGCCUUAGACCGCUGCAUCACUCGGAAUGCCCAAACACAUUUUUUUAAAGGGUGACCCGCACCUGAAUGGACCCGAGAACAAUUGAACCCGAAUUUUGGGUUCAGUCAAACCCAUGAAGACCUCUACCCCCACACCAGUGGGUUGCCAGUGUUUUAUGUUUAAUGUAAGCUCCAGUGUAAUUGCAUUUCCUUCAGGAGUGUGACACUAAAGACAGGGCGAGCAGAAUCAACAACCUCUGUGUCAUUCAAGAUGGUUGAUUUGUGAGAAGGUGCUGAAGUUCCCAGUUAGCCAGUGUUAUGUAAAACAGACAAGUCUGAGUUUUUUGGGUUAACAACCAGGGUAAAUCCUCAAGGGAAACUCACUAUUAAUGUGUUUGUAUUCUGUUUAAAAAAAAUUUAAUGUAAGUAUUUCCCAGGUACAUCAUACAGAGGAAACUGCAUGCCUGAGCGUAAGGACAAAUAAUGUGUAUCUCAAUAGUAAGAACUGGGCAGGUGAGAACAAAUGUAUGAGUUCUCAGAUCAGUAGACCAGAUAAGGAAAGGAGACCAGAGGAGGAAGCCAAGAACUUUAACGAACAAAAUACUAAAAUAAAAUUUCAGCAAAAAAAAGAAGUGUUCUGUGCCUUUAAGAUUGUGACCUGCCGUAAACCGUCACGGUAAUGUAGUAAAUCAAUAACACGUGUAAAAAAAAAUAUUUUAUGAAGCUAGCGACAUGAAGAUGGGGAUUUUGGUGUCAAUUUAUCUAUGAUACCAGUAUUUAUUCAAACUAAUACGAUGUUGAUCCUUGCAGUUGAAGAUACAUUGUCAGAAUUUAAAUAAUUUGAGUAGUUUUUAAACGAUUCAAAGGAAAGAAUCAUGUUCGUGGCAGUGGAGAUGGUUGACACUGUCAGAAUCCCCCCAUGGAAUUUCCAGCGGCAGUUCAAUGAAGCCAUAGCCGAAGAACUCAACAAGAAAUUGGCCAAUAAGGUGGUUUACCAGGUUGGCCUCUGUAUCUGUUUGUAUGACAUCACAAAACUGGAGGAUUCCUACAUAUUUCCAGGUGAUGGAGCUUCCCACACCAAAGUCCACUUCAGGUAUGUUGUGUUCCACCCUUUUUUGGAUGAGAUUCUUGUUGGAAAGAUCAAGUACUGCAGUCAAGAAGGAGUACAUGUCAGCCUAGGAUUCUUUGAUGACAUCGUCAUUCCCCCAGAGUCCCUACAGCAGCCUGCAAAAUUCGAUGAAGCGGAGCAGGUGUGGGUGUGGGAGUAUGAGACGGACGAAGGGGCCCAUGACCUCUACAUGGACCAAGGUGAGGACAUCCGCUUCCGGGUCACAGAUGAAGUCUUCUUGGACACGUCGCCCACAGGCCCUUCUGCCGCAGCAACCAACUCCCCUGCAGCUCCAGGAGCAGAGGAGGGUGGCCAGAAGAAAGAGGCCCCUUACACACUGCUAGGUACCAUUAGCGAGCCAGGCUUGGGCCUCCUGUCCUGGUGGAACAGCUAGCGAAAGGAGAGACCAUUACAGUACAGAAAACGGGAGACGGCUGUCAAGUAUUCAUCCCAGCUGCUGGACAUAAACCUUCUUUUUUAGACCCUUCUCAGUCACUCCUCCCAGGUUGUGACUUUAACACUGGAGAAACAUGCCUCUGUGAAGUGUCCACAAGGCUAAUAGACACAGAACUUUGGGCUCAAGUAGAGGAGCCAGGAUUCCCAUAAUAGGAAUGGCAGACCCAAGAACAAGGGACCAGUAGCAAGGAUUUCUAAUAGAGCACCCAGGCCGGGGACAUGGAAACUGCCUCACUUGCAAAGGUGUAGAUCCACUUCCCCCUGUAUAUUGUAAAUACUACCACCAUAACUGUUAACGUACCAGCAGUUACACCCGGUGCACAUGACUGUAAGAAAGACUGACUAAAGGGCCCCAAUUGGCCUAUUUAGUGUCACCAUGUAAGUCUGUGAGUGUUCAGUUGAACAAAUAAUGGAGUGAGUGUGCCUAAAUAUACAAUUGUGUGUUGUCUUUGUGACCAGUAUAAUGUUUCAUCAGUGAUAAUUUUUGUUUGCAUGAUUUUGAGUUGGGUUAUUUAAGCAAUAAGGCCCAAGGACAUGAUGGUAUAUGGCCAAUAUACCACGGCUAAGGGCUGUUCUUA
This is a messenger RNA of Salvelinus namaycush (lake trout), 2122 nucleotides long. RefSeq names its product DNA-directed RNA polymerase III subunit RPC8-like. Bases 856 to 1482 code for a protein of 208 amino acids. Lineage: Eukaryota; Metazoa; Chordata; Actinopteri; Salmoniformes; Salmonidae. Gene Ontology annotation, molecular function: DNA binding; DNA-directed RNA polymerase activity. Gene Ontology annotation, cellular component: RNA polymerase III complex. The record is from RefSeq and is a predicted model, not a curated record. The transcript is spliced from 7 exons. Gene Ontology annotation, biological process: transcription initiation at RNA polymerase III promoter; DNA-templated transcription.